AGGCUGCGCCGGGGUUCUGUGUCGCCGCGGCCUGGCUGCGGCUGCUUCUCACGCUCCCCUCCGGGUCCCCCAGGCCGCGUCCCGCCGGGGGAGGGGCCCCCCCGUGAGAGGCCGAGACUCGGGGGGACGGGCAGCUGCAGGCGCCGCGGGGGAAAAUGACAUCGCGGAGAUGGUUUCACCCAAAUAUUACUGGAGUGGAGGCAGAAAAUCUACUGCUGACAAGAGGCGUUGAUGGCAGCUUUCUGGCCCGGCCCAGUAAAAGUAACCCAGGAGAUUUUACACUUUCUGUUCGGCGAAAUGGAGCUGUCACGCACAUCAAGAUCCAGAACACAGGAGACUACUACGACCUGUAUGGAGGAGAAAAAUUUGCCACGUUGGCUGAGUUAGUCCAGUAUUACAUGGAACACCACGGGCAGCUCAAAGAAAAGAAUGGAGAUGUAAUAGAGUUAAAAUAUCCACUGAAUUGUGCUGAUCCUACAUCUGAAAGGUGGUUUCACGGGCACCUUUCUGGAAAAGAAGCUGAAAAGUUAUUAACAGAAAAAGGAAAACAUGGAAGCUUCCUUGUGCGAGAGAGUCAGAGCCACCCAGGAGACUUUGUUCUUUCAGUCCGGACAGGAGAUGAUAAAGGCGAGAGUAAUGAUGGGAAAUCGAAAGUGACCCAUGUCAUGAUUCGGUGUCAGGAGCUGAAAUACGAUGUUGGCGGAGGGGAGAAAUUUGACUCUCUAACAGAUCUAGUGGAACAUUAUAAGAAGAACCCCAUGGUAGAAACUUUGGGCACAGUACUACAGCUCAAGCAGCCCCUGAAUACAACCCGUAUUAAUGCUGCUGAGAUUGAAAGCCGGGUGCGAGAACUAAGCAAGCUAGCAGAGACCACAGAUAAAGUCAAGCAAGGCUUCUGGGAAGAAUUUGAGACUUUACAACAGCAAGAAUGCAAGCUCCUGUAUAGUCGUAAAGAGGGUCAACGGCAAGAAAGCAAAAACAAAAAUAGAUACAAAAACAUUUUACCUUUUGAUCAUACCAGAGUUGUUCUACAUGAUGGAGAUCCAAAUGAGCCAGUUUCAGAUUAUAUCAAUGCUAAUAUUAUUAUGCCUGAAUUUGAAACUAAGUGCAACAAUUCAAAGCCAAAAAAAAGUUACAUUGCUACUCAAGGCUGCCUACAGAACACAGUGAAUGACUUCUGGAGAAUGGUAUUCCAGGAGAACUCUCGUGUUAUCGUUAUGACAACAAAAGAAGUUGAAAGAGGAAAGAGUAAGUGUGUCAAAUACUGGCCUGACGAAUAUGCAUUAAAGGAAUACGGGGUUAUGCGUGUUAGGAAUGUUAAGGAAAGUGCAGCUCAUGACUAUACGCUAAGAGAACUGAAACUUUCUAAAGUUGGUCAGGGGAACACUGAGAGAACAGUCUGGCAAUAUCACUUCAGAACCUGGCCCGAUCAUGGAGUACCCAGUGAUCCUGGUGGUGUCCUGGACUUUUUAGAAGAGGUCCACCACAAGCAGGAAAGCAUCGCUGAUUCAGGACCUGUUGUGGUGCAUUGCAGUGCUGGGAUUGGACGAACAGGAACUUUUAUUGUGAUUGAUAUUCUUAUUGACAUAAUCCGAGAAAAAGGCGUCGAUUGUGAUAUUGAUGUUCCAAAGACCAUUCAGAUGGUGAGAUCGCAGCGGUCAGGGAUGGUUCAAACAGAAGCACAGUACAGAUUUAUUUACAUGGCAGUACAGCACUACAUUGAAACGCUACAGCGUAGAAUUGAAGAGGAGCAGAAGAGUAAGAGGAAAGGGCAUGAAUACACAAACAUUAAAUAUUCUUUAUCGGACCAGACAAGUGGGGAUCAGAGCCCACUUCCACCAUGUACUCCGACCCCAACCUGUCCAGAAAUGAGAGAAGAUAGUGCUAGAGUAUAUGAAAACGUGGGGUUGAUGCAGCAGCAGCAGAAAAGCUUCAGAUGAGAUGUACAGAAACUUCCAUGCAAAGGAAGAAGUGAAUAUUGUUUUUUUAAAAAGGUCAAGAAAGAGAUGGAACAAGCUUCACAUGAAGAAUGAACUUUGAAGGCUUGGUACCUUUUUAUUUAUGGUGUUUAACCCUUCAAUAAUAAGCAAAACUUAAGACCAUCUAAAGAUCAUGAUAUCCUUUCUCUCCAAUACCUGAUUUACAAUUGCUCAUUUUUCAGAUAAAAAGGAAAUCCUCUCUACAAUGUAGAAAGAUAUUUUGUAGAAUCUUAAUUGUGAAUCCAGCCAACUGUUAGACUGGUGCAGAUAGCAUUUUUGUUUCAAAAUCUGGUUAUUAGCAUUAUUUCUUAUCAGAGCAGUUGUGGGGAAUUUUUUUUUGAGUGGGGAAGCAAUGAUGUGGGUGAAUCCAUUGUAUAAAUAUAAAAUACUAAUGGGAACAAUUCUUGAUUGUUUGAAGACAGUGGAUCACCCACAUUAAUAGUCAGCUAAAUGAUAAAAUUAGUCCUAAUGCAUUUCAAACUUGGUCUGAGUUUGACAGGGGUGAGCAGUUAAUCUUUGAUAUGAAGAUGUUUUUUGUGACAGCUGAUGGCUUUGAUUACUUCUUAGCUGAGUUGCUGGAUGGGCUAUUUUUGAGUAACUACAAAAGUAGCCUUUAGAUCAGACGAACGUUCUCUAGAUGACCUGUACCCAAGAUACCAAUUUACAGCCACUCUGUCCCAAAAAAAAAAAAAA
Molecule: messenger RNA, 2672 nt
Organism: Mauremys reevesii (Reeves's turtle)
Lineage: Eukaryota; Metazoa; Chordata; Testudines; Geoemydidae
Gene: PTPN11
Product: protein tyrosine phosphatase non-receptor type 11
Exons: 16
Coding region: 156-1940 (594 amino acids)
Biological process (GO): protein dephosphorylation
Molecular function (GO): protein tyrosine phosphatase activity
Source: RefSeq, a predicted model, not a curated record